CACUCCUCAGAGGCAGGAAAUGCUUCCCAGGCAAUCUGGGCCUGGUGGUGGAGGCCCCUUUCGCAAAACAUCAGUCUGAAUUUAGUAGACAGAAGUCACUAGGAACGCCUUGACAGACUCCUGCUUUAGCUACGGCUCCCUCCAGCUGCGGAGGGUGUUUUUGUUAGAAUAACACACUGCAUAAAACUGCUUAGAAUAGAGCCAUGAUCUCAACCACGAAAUGUGAACGUAUAUUUUGGAGAAACUAAUGGGGACGGACUUCUUUCCUAACCUGAGUGUUGAACAAUGUCAUGCCUUGGCGUUUCAGCUCCUCGUUGUCUAGGUGGCAAAAUGACAAAACUCACUCUCUUCUUCAAUCAGUGAAUUUGAAGUCAUCUUUCAUCAAUUUCCAUCUUCUUUAGUCUCAUAUGGAAAGUAUCUCUCUAUCUGUUGUUAAAUUACGAUGACAUGUCUGUAGCUAUCAGAAAGAGGAGCUGGGAAGAACAUGUGACCCAAUGGAUGGGACAGCCUUUUAAUUCUGAUGAUCAUAACACAGCAUGUCAUCAUGGACUAGUAGCUGACAGCUUGCAGGCAAGUAUGGAAAAAGAUGCAACUCUCAAUGCAGACCGCAAAGAGAAAUGUGUUUCACUACCAGACUGCUGUCAUGGACUGGAGAUGAGAGAUUUUCCUGGGAGGCCAAUGGGUCAUAUUUCAAAGGAGGUGGAUGAAAAUGACAGCCACGAAAGUGAAGAUCAGUUUCUUUCUCUGGAGGCCAGCACAGAAACAUUAGUGCAUGUUUCUGAUGAGGAUAUCGAUUCCGAUCUAUAUCUUACAGAUGAUAAACAGAUUUUAACUUCCCAAGGCCAUAACACAUCAGACCAACAUAGCGUCAAAGGAGCAGGCUCCUUAGUAAAGAUGCCACCUAUCACGAAAAGUAACCAAGAUUCUUAUAACUCCUGGGGAAUGGCUGAUGGAACUGAUUUAGUGUUGGUAGAAAGAAGAGGGGAGAGAAAAGUUAUUGAAAUUCUAAGUAAAAGCCUAGAGCUUUGUAAUGAUAUAAGCUUAAGUGAACUAAAAGAUGCAUCCGAAAUAAAUGCAUGUGAGUCAUUGAAUGUGAAUGAUAUUGUUCCUGAGAAGCAAUUGCUGAAUUCUGCUGUCAUUGCUCAACAACGAAGGAAACCUGACUUGCCUAAAGAUGAGCAUGAAAUAAACACCUGCAGUGUAGUACAAAAUGAGUUCUUCUCUAUUCCUUGUACAGACGGACAAUUGUCAUUAUUAAAAGCAGAUUCUGGAAGCUGCUUCCUGCAGCCUCCUCCCUACCUUAGUGGAAUGUCAGCUGAAAAUGGCCUGGAGAAGAGUGGUUUCUCAAAACAUCAAAACAAAAGUCUCCCAAAGGUCAACUCAGGAGAUGGCAUGCAGUGUUUACACAUAAAGGGGACUCUGGCCACCCAGGAAUCCACAGAUAAUCAAGUCAGACUUCGCAAAAGAAAGGAAAUAAAAGAAGACCGAAACAGGGCGCGUCUAGACUCCAUGGUGCUGCUAAUUAUGAAACUGGACCAACUUGAUCAGGACAUUGAGAAUGCGCUCAGCACCAGCCCGUCUCCGUCCAGCACACCAACCAACCUGAGGCGGCACGUUCUAGAUAUAGAGUCAGGAUCCGAAAGUGGAGCAGACACCAUUUCAGUGAAUCAGACACAAGUACAUUUGUCUUCUAACAUCGAGUCCACUGACCUACCACCUCCCACCCCAGUGGCCAAUUCUGGAACCAAACCCAAGUCUAUGGCUAUUCCAGGUAUUUCAGAGAAGGAAAAGGCUGAAAUUGAAGCCAAAGAAGCUUGUGAUUGGCUACGGGCAACAGGUUUCCCCCAGUAUGCACAGCUUUAUGAAGAUCUCCUGUUCCCCAUUGAUAUUUCCUUGGUCAAGAGAGAGCAUGAUUUUUUGGACAGAGAUGCCACCGAGGCUUUAUGCAGGCGUCUAAAUACUUUAAACAAAUGUGCGGUAAUGAAACUGGAAAUUAGUCCUCAUCGGAAGAAAAGUGAAGAUUCAGAUGAGGAUGAGCCUUGUGCAAUAAGUGGCAAAUGGACUUUCCAGAGGGACAGCAAGAGGUGGUCCCGGCUUGAAGAGUUUGAUGUCUUUUCCCCCAAGCAGGACCCAGUCCCUGGGUCCCCCGAGGACCCCCACCUGAAGAGCGCCCCAAGCCACGAAAGCAUGCUGACAGACCUCAGCGAGCGCCAGGAGGUGGCUUCCGUCCGCAGCCUCAGCAGCACGAGCAGCCUCCCCACCCACGUGCCCCUCGGUGGCGACGCUGCGACACCUAGGACUAACUCCGUCAUUAGCGUCUGCUCCUCCUCCGGCAACUUUGUAGGCAACGAUGACUCGUUCUGCAGCCUGCCCUCUCCCAAGGAACUGUCCAGCUUCAGCUUUAGCAUGAAAGGCCACGAGAAGAACACCAAGUCCAAGACCCGCAGUCUGCUGAAACGCAUGGAGAGCUUAAAGCUCAAGGGCUCCCACCACGGCAAGCACAAGGCGCCUUCCAAGCUGGGGCUGAUCAUCAGCGGGCCCAUCCUGCAAGAGGGGAUGGACGAGGAGAAGCUGAAGCAGCUGAACUGCGUGGAGAUCUCCGCACUCAACGGCAACCACAUUAACGUCCCCAUGGUACGAAAGAGGAGUGUUUCCAACUCCACCCAGACCAGCAGCAGCAGCAGCCAGUCUGAGACCAGCAGCGCCGUCAGCACACCCAGCCCUGUCACCAGGACGCGGAGCCUCAGCGCCUGCAACAAGCGCGUGGGCAUGUACUUAGAGGGCUUUGACCCCUUCAACCAGUCGACCUUCAACAACGUGGUAGAGCAGAACUUCAGAAACCGCGAGAGGUACCCAGAGGACACAGUGUUCUACAUCCCGGAAGAUCACAAGCCUGGCACUUUCCCCAAGGCCCUCUCCAAUGGCAGUUUCUCUCCCUCGGGGAAUAACAGCUCUGUGAACUGGAGGACGGGAAGCUUCCACGGCCCCGGCCACAUCAGCCUGAGGAGGGAAAACAGCAACGACAGCCCCAAGGAGCUUAAAAGACGCAAUUCCUCCAGCUCCAUGAGCAGCCGCCUGAGUAUCUAUGACAACGUGCCGGGCUCCAUCCUCUAUUCCAGCUCAGGAGACCUGGCUGACCUAGAGAACGAGGACAUAUUCCCCGAGCUGGAUGACAUUCUCUGCCACGUGAAUGGGAUGCAGAAGAUAGUCAACCAGUGGUCAGAAAAGUUUUCAGACGAAGGAGACUCAGACUCAGCCCUGGACUCGGUCUCUCCAUGCCCCUCCUCUCCCAAACAGAUACAUCUGGAUGUGGACAACGACCGAGCCACUCCCAGCGAUCUAGACAGCACAGGCAACUCGCUGAAUGAACCUGAAGAGCCCUCCGACAUCCCGGAGAGGAGAGACUCUGGGGUUGGGGCCUCCCUGACUAGAUCCAAUAGGCACAGACUGAGAUGGCACAGUUUCCAGAGCUCUCAUCGGCCGAGCUUGAACUCUGUAUCCCUGCAGAUUAACUGCCAGUCUGUGGCCCAGAUGAACCUGCUGCAGAAAUACUCACUCUUGAAGUUAACCGCCCUGCUGGAGAAAUACACACCUUCGAAUAAGCAUGGUUUCAGCUGGGCCGUGCCCAAGUUCAUGAAAAGGAUCAAGGUUCCAGACUACAAGGACCGGAAUGUGUUUGGAGUCCCUCUGACGGUCAACGUGCAGCGCACAGGACAGCCUCUGCCCCAGAGCAUUCAGCAGGCCAUGCGCUACCUCCGCAACCAUUGUUUGGAUCAGGUUGGGCUCUUCAGAAAAUCAGGUGUUAAAUCCCGGAUUCAGGCUCUGCGCCAGAUGAAUGAAAGUGCCAUAGAGUGUGUCAACUAUGAGGGACAGUCUGCUUAUGAUGUGGCAGAUAUGUUGAAGCAGUAUUUUCGAGAUCUUCCUGAGCCGCUAAUGACGAACAAGCUCUCAGAAACCUUCCUACAGAUCUACCAGUAUGUGCCCAAGGACCAGCGCCUCCAGGCAAUCAAGGCCGCCAUUAUGCUCCUGCCUGAUGAGAACCGGGAGGUUCUACAGACGCUCCUUUAUUUCUUAAGCGAUGUCACAGCAGCUGUGAAAGAAAACCAGAUGACUCCCACCAACCUGGCCGUGUGCUUAGCGCCUUCCCUCUUCCACCUCAACACCCUGAAAAGAGAGAAUUCUUCUCCAAGGGUAAUGCAAAGAAAACAAAGUUUAGGCAAACCCGACCAGAAAGAUUUGAAUGAAAACCUCGCUGCCACUCAAGGGCUGGCCCAUAUGAUAGCUGAGUGCAAGAAGCUUUUCCAGGUGCCUGAGGAAAUGAGCCGAUGUCGGAAUUCCUACACUGAACAAGAGCUAAAGCCCCUCACUCUAGAGGCAUUAGGACGCCUUUGUAAUGACGAGUCAGCUGACUACCAACACUUCCUCCAGGACUGCAUGGACAACCUGUUUAAAGAGGUCAAGGAGAAGUUUAAAGGCUGGGUCAGCCACUCCACAUCUGAACAGGCUGAGCUGUCCUAUAAGAAGGUGAGUGAAGGACCCCCUCUAAGGCUUUGGAGGUCAACCAUCGAAGUCCCUGCUAUGCCUGAGGAGAUCCUAAAGCGCCUACUUAAGGAGCAGCACCUAUGGGAUGUAGACCUGUUGGAUUCAAAAGUAAUUGAAAUCUUGGACAGUCAGACUGAAAUUUACCAGUAUGUCCAAAACAGCAUGGCACCCCAUCCUGCUCGGGACUACGUUGUUUUGAGGACAUGGAGGACGAACUUACCCAAGGGGGCGUGUGCCCUUUUACUCACCUCUGUGGACCACGACCGGGCACCUGUGGUGGGGGUGAGGGUCAAUGUGCUCCUGUCCAGGUAUCUGAUCGAACCCUGCGGGUCAGGGAAAUCCAAACUCACCUACAUGUGCAGAGCUGACUUAAGGGGCCACAUGCCAGAGUGGUACACGAAAUCUUUCGGACAUUUGUGUGCAGCUGAAGUUGUAAAGAUCCGAGACUCUUUCUGUAAUCAGAACACUGAAACCAAAGACACCAAAUCUAGGUGAUUACUGAAGCCGAGCACUAUGUCCACCACCUGGGAAUUUGUUUCUAAAACCCUGGCCAGUCCAUGGGAGAACGGUUCUGCAUCGAAUCCUGAAGCAAAAGGACAAGUCGGAGUGUAGGAAUGGACUGUAGCGAUUUGAUACAUUUUUAAAGCUGCUUCCUGUUUGUUUAAGGUCUAUGUUAUAGGCCUUGACUGGAAUAUAGAAGACUGAGCAAAAAAAAACAAAAAGAAAUGUAUUCUUAUGCGAAUUGCUUCUGAGAAGCAAAACUCUAUAAAUACAUUACGGAAGAUAAUGAAGAUACUUCGUUCUCUUGUGAUAUUGGUGUGUGUGUACCUAUAUCAUUGUAUUGGCAGUGUGCUGAGGGACUGGUGUAUCCACUGGAAUAGUUGGUACUCUUUGACAUGUGUUCUCACUGAGAUGAGCAAAGAAAGGUUUGCACAGAGAAGUGUGUGUAUGUGUGUUUGUUGCUGGCCGACUGGCAUAGAUGUGUAAGUUGGGAUGCAGUGUCUGGCACACUGAGAUGCCUCCAAGAAGGAUAUUGAUACAUCAGGUUCAGUUUAACCUGGAAUGUCUGACUACCCUUGGAUCCACCCAGAAAGGGAACCCAUUUAUUUGGAAGGGGUUGGACAACCCACCCUGGUCCAUUUUUUUUUUCCUGAGUUUUAAAACAGAUUCAUCCAUCAACCUCUUCUUGACCUUAAAAGUAACUGUAGUAAUUUACUCUAUCCCAUUUCAAACACAGUGUUUAUCUCUAGAACUGAUUGCAAAUAAUGAUGUCGUUUUGAACCAGGAUAGAUUAAUUAAGGGAUGAAAACGCCCCCCUUACUAGCUCCAAAACACAGUUUUGUUUUCGUUUUUGUCUAAAAAAAAGUGGAGAUGUAAAAACGGCACACUCUACCAUUUACUUGUGAAUCAAGCAUCAAAACAGUUUACUUGUCUGAAUUCUUUGCAUUUUCAUGUUUAUAACAGAAACUCUUUUAAGCGUACCAUGUAUGGGAGCACGGCAAACUGUGUAAGUCCCAAGGAAAUCCCUAUAAAUUUAACCCAACUGCAAAAGUCAUUGGUUGUUGUCAUUAACAGCAUUUCUGAAAGCUGAACAUGUUUAUUAAUUGGAUUUGCCCUUAACAGCAAAUAGAUUUUCUGGUUUUGUGACUUUUUGAGGGGGUUGUUUUUCCUACCUUUUCUUUUUCUUUUCCUUUAUAAUGAUGCCCUUGGAAUAUAUUUUAGUGGUAAUGUCAAAUAGUUAUCAUAGUAAAACAAAACAAAACACCAGCACAGUUUUUUGGAAGGGUAGUCUUUAUACAGGUUUUACUGUAAUGGUAAAGAUUGACUCAAGAGACAGUAUUAGUGAAAUUUAUUUAGUGCGGAUCGAAGUGAAUACUGUAUGAAUGAGAGUUGUUAAGAAGGAUUUUUAUUUUGUUUUAACAAUGUAGUUACCAUUAUCAGUGUUAUUUCAAAAGUUCUUUGAAGAAUUUGGGGGCGGGGACAGAUUUAGAGUGUUAAAAUUUGAGUAUUUUGGAUAUCAGUGUUCCUCAUGAAGAUAUACUUGUAUAUUCAAUUUUAAUGGCUUUCAGAUUUGUAAGAUUGUAUGUUGUAUAUACCAUUCUAAUAAGACACAUGUACACUUGUCCACUGUGCUUUCAAACAUAGAUUAAGCAUGAUAAAGAUUAUUAUUUAAAAUAUACUUGUAUUUAUACCUCAGAUAUUCUUUUGGGUUUUGUACCUCAAGGCUUUUUUUUUUCCUAAUGUAAAUACACUUUACAUGAAUACAGUCUAAAUGAAAAAAGAAAAAUAAAAGAAGAGGUUUAUAACUUACUCUAUUCCUGUACAGAAUAUAAUCGAUAAGUGCACUAUUAAAUGUUUAAGGGAAAAGUUGGGCCUGCUCUCGUUUGUAUUGCAUCUCACUCCCACCCUGAAAACCACAGGUUGCAAGGCAUAUUGUUCCAACAUCAACUAAAGUGAAAAACAGAAGAAUUGCUGAAGGAAAAACCGGACCACAAAUCAUUCCAAGGCCAAGCUGCAGCUGAGCCACUCACUAACAAACAGGAAACCCUGGUGAAGGUUCAGGAAGCAUGGCGAUGCUCUCCAAACAAAGGUCGUUAGGAAACCAUGUGCUGAGAAAGUUGCAAGAAUAAGCAACAGCCACAGAAAGAUGCCCAUAAGCAAAGCCAAGGUCACCAAUUCGCUCCACAAAAGGUCUCUUUCCCACUGUUUGGCUUUCCUGUUGAAAGGAUUCCUUACAUAUUUGACAAGAGGAGAAUUCCAAGGAUGUGAACGUUUGCAAGAACUCUGCUUAAGUCACGUAAGCGGUAUUGCCACGACUUACUAAUGGUGACGAAUGGCCUAGAGUGUAAGCUCUCUGAGGGCAGGGCUCUUCUGCACGGCUUUAUAACCUCCAGCAGCUUUCAGUGUUUUGUACUUGUAGGCACCUAAUAAAUUUAUUAUUUGCUAAGUGG
Hipposideros armiger (great roundleaf bat) is the source of this 7493-nucleotide messenger RNA. It is a transcript of the gene DLC1, whose product is annotated as DLC1 Rho GTPase activating protein. Gene Ontology annotation, cellular component: membrane raft; focal adhesion. The record is from RefSeq and is a predicted model, not a curated record. Gene Ontology annotation, molecular function: protein binding; GTPase activator activity; lipid binding. NCBI's taxonomy places the organism in Eukaryota, Metazoa, Chordata, Mammalia, Chiroptera, Hipposideridae. The transcript has 18 exons. Bases 448 to 5037 code for a protein of 1529 amino acids. Gene Ontology annotation, biological process: signal transduction; actin cytoskeleton organization; regulation of Rho protein signal transduction.